AUGUCGUUGAAACUCAGCACCCCGUUCCCAAUUGUCGCGCCAUCUCUGUUCCCAAAUUCGAACCCAAGCGGAAUUCGAUUCUCCAGAUGGGGCAACGUAAACGCGGAGCAGCGAAAAGUCGGUAGAUCUCUCUCCCUCUCUCUCGCUCAUAGUAGCAGAACGGAUCAAAUUCGUUGCGGGAUAGCAGGAGGAGGUGAUGUGUUAGAAACGGGAGUGUGGUGGGACCUCAACACUUGUCCGGUUCCGGAUGGUGUAGACCCUCGUUGUGUCCGUCCGUGUAUAGUAUCUGCGUUGGAGAAGCAGAUUGGUCUUUCUUCAGUCAACGUCUAUGCCAUAGGAAACCUAGAAUACAUCUCUGCUGACCUCUUGAAAAAGAUCUCUUCCUCUGGAAUCGUUCUUAUUCACGCCCCCUGCGGUGGGAACGACUUAUACAAUUUGCUGGAAGACUGGUCUGAGGAUACACAUCCUCCGGGUUACGUAAUGCUGAUAUCCCAAGAUAUAACGAUGGUUGAUCCUUACCUUUUUCGGGGUUUUGGAUUCACUAAUUUUGUUGUAUAUCCAAAACAUAGUGAGCUACCUACCCUUGACCAACUCAAAGAUGAGAAAGUGUUUGCCAAAGAGUUUGUCUGGGAAACUUUGUUGAGUGAUAAUUUCGAUGAGUAUGUCCGGGGAACUUUAUUGAGUGACAACACAUAUGAGAUGGUCGUCAAACCUCUCUGCAUUUGCAACAUAUGCAAUGAUGUUUACCACACAUGUGACGAAGCAUGUGACCAGUUCAUCACUCAUCUCAAGAGUGAAGAACACAUAAACGAGUUGUUUAAUUAUGUGCCCAUCGGCUGCAAAGAUAAGCCUAAACAUUUUUGCGAAGUUUGCAAUUAUCCCGCCUACGACGAAUAUAACCUGUUCCUCCAUAACCAAAGUGAAGAACAUAAUCGCAAGCUGGUUGAGAAACAGGCUCAAGAAGAGGAGGAUUGUGAGAGCAGGAAGAGAAAUCCACAAGUGGAUCUCUUUAACGAGGAGCCAUCUCUUGAACGAGGCAAACAUGAAGACGCAGCCUAAGGAAGAAGACGAAGAAGCUAGAGUGCGUCCAUCCCCAUGGGGCUUUGUGUUAAAAAGUUUACUAAAUAAUGGAGUACUUAUUUAUUUAUUUAUUAUUAUUAUUAUUAUGACUAGGUAAGGACCCCGUGCGAUAUCGUAUGGAA
Eruca vesicaria subsp. sativa (arugula) is the source of this 1202-nucleotide messenger RNA. Lineage: Eukaryota; Viridiplantae; Streptophyta; Magnoliopsida; Brassicales; Brassicaceae. The record is from the annotation of a GenBank genome assembly.